This is a messenger RNA of Schistocerca piceifrons (Central American locust), 4753 nucleotides long. It is a transcript of the gene SerRS-m, whose product is annotated as serine--tRNA ligase, chloroplastic/mitochondrial. The record is from RefSeq and is a predicted model, not a curated record. NCBI's taxonomy places the organism in Eukaryota, Metazoa, Arthropoda, Insecta, Orthoptera, Acrididae. The transcript is spliced from 4 exons. Gene Ontology annotation, biological process: mitochondrial seryl-tRNA aminoacylation. Gene Ontology annotation, molecular function: serine-tRNA ligase activity; ATP binding; tRNA binding. The coding region runs from base 63 to 1421 and encodes 452 amino acids. Gene Ontology annotation, cellular component: mitochondrion.
GUUUGUAAACACUGUAGCGGGAAGGAGUGUGAUUGUUUAAAUGCCAGCGUAUCCUAAUCAAAAUGCCUGGUGCUGUCUUACGAUGCAAGCAGCUGGCCAGUGUAAGGAGGUUAUGCUAUUGUAAACCAAUACAUGUUGGGAAAUUUCUCAAACAGUAUUCAACACCAUCUAGUGCGAGAUUGGAGACAUUGAUUAAGCCUGAGUUGGAUGUAGACUAUCUGUGUAAUGCAGAUAACAAAACAGAAAUUGAAAAUAAUAUAAGGAACCGGAAAGGUGUUGGUAAUAUUAACCGCGUUCUUGAGUUGCAUAAACGAAUUAGUUCACUGUCGCGUGACAGAGAAGAUGAACUGCAAGAACUGAGAAAAGAAUUUGAAGAAGAAGCCUUGCUCAUACCUAACAAGUCCUUCCCUUCCUUGUCGCAGUACGGCGAAGAGCCGAAAGUUCUUAAUCUUCAGGGAGUGAAACCUAGUUUCCCGUUCAAGGCGAAAGAAUUCAGUGAAAUCACCAUACAGAAUCGGACUUUGCGAACGGAAAAUUUGGCCGUAUUUACUGGACACAGAGGCUACUGCUUUAGUGGACAGCUUGCAGAACUUGAACAAGCUCUUGUUCGAUACACCGUGAGGGAACUGUUAUCGAGAAAUUUUAAGCUAAUUUCAGUCCCAGACAUCUUGCCAAGAGAAGUAAUUGAAGGCUGUGGAAUGAACACGAGGGGAGAACGUACGCAGGUAUUCUCAUUGGAUGCACAGCUACAUGGUGAAGAUCUGUGUUUAUCUGGAACAUCAGAGAUGGCCCUUGCUGGCUACCUGGCAAAUGCAGUAUUUGAAGAGACUGCAUUACCUGAGAAGCUUGCAGCGGUGAGCAGGUGCUAUAGAGCUGAAACAUCAAGCAUUGCAGAAGAAAGGGGAAUUUAUAGAGUGCACCAGUUUACCAAAGUGGAAAUGUUUGCUGUGACAAAUCAAACAAGCUCAGCUGAGCUUAUGUCAGAAUUUUGUCACUUACAAGAACACCUCUUCUCAUCACUGGGACUGCAUACUCGUACACUUGACAUGCCUCCACAUGAGCUGGGAGCUGCUGCAUAUCGUAAGCAUGACAUUGAAGCUUGGAUGCCUGGUCGCAAUGCCUGGGGUGAGAUUUCAAGCUGCAGCAACUGCACUGACUACCAAACACGGCGCCUGAAUAUUAGAUACAAGCCAACAGGUGUGCCAGAUUGUACCAUCCAUGCACAUACUGUGAAUGGAACUGCGUGUGCUGUACCUCGGAUGCUUAUAGCUAUAAUUGAAACGCAUCAACAACAUGAUGGGACUGUCAUCAUUCCAGAACCUUUGCAGCCAUUCAUGAGGGGCAGUACUUGCAUUGGGAAACAAGACUUAAUACCUGCCAUGCAGUUUAUCAGGAAAAGGGAACUGACUGAGAAAGGCUGAAAGAGAUAUCUAAAGUCACUCUGCUUCAAAUGUUUUCAUUAAUAUUCCAAAGAUACAUUCAAAAAUUAUAUCUUAGAAGCUUUUAUUGAAUAUUGUAGUGAGCAUUUUAUUAUUUGCAGGAUAAGUUAAAUCACAGAAGUACAAGGCUUCUCACGCUGGAAGUAUAUAGCCUAUUAAUCUUCAGCAGAACUUAAGUUAUGUUCAGUGCAUAUUUCUGAGAUAUUAAAAAUAUUUUUGUGUUGGAGCAGCGUGGGUCAUACAGUAAAUUUGAAGUACCUCCAUAUGUUUGCUGCAAUAAUGUUCACUCUUCCUAAUUAUUCAUGAAGCCAGAAAGUGGUAACCAUAAGGAACCAGACCUGAUGGGAGAGGAUAUGUGGACCACCUGCCGACUUUUCAUUUCUUGCACAAUAAGUGUUUGUUCUUACAUUUGUAAAUUGGUGGUAUAGUUUUAAAUUGGAUGCAGUAUUCAUUCCUUUGUGAAGAGAUAUUCAAGGAUGUAAAACAUGCCAGGGAAGGUAAAUACACAGCACAUAUUUACAAAAAUAAAACUAAUAUGCUAAUGUUCCUUUCAUAGACCUGAGUGAGUGUGUCCUCUUGGAUAUGAAAAUAAGUAAAAAUAAUAUACAUUUUUUCCAUUUACAUAUUAAUUAAAAAGCUUACCACUAUCAUUUAAAUGCAUUUCCCGCCAGUUGUGCAACCGGAAAUGAAUUUUUCUCCAUCACGGGUCUAGUAAUACAAGGGCCUGUGCCCAGCCCUGUCUCGCCAGAAACUAAGUCCCACUACCUUAACAGCUUCUUUAAGCAGUUGUGCCACGUAACCAAACGGUUACAGCUCGCAGAGACACGUGCAUUCACAAAGACACAGGGGCAUUGUAGAUGACCCAGAGAGCAUUCCAGAGUGCCCUAGAGAGCUAUAACACGAAGAAGAACUGCUUUUCGGCUUUUGGCAAGAUCAACAUGUAGUCUUUUUAUUCAAGGUCAACGCAUUAUUUAUGAUAAUACAGAGUUAAGUCACCAGCAAGUGACAGAUCUUCACAACCACCAUGUCCUUUACACCAAAAAUAUACAGCCUCAUCAUCAUCUACCUUCUUGCGACUACGAGUGCGUAUAAACAAAUCUUGCAGAGGGACUAAAUAAGGAUUACUACCACCUAAAACUUCACUAAUAUAAGACAAUUAUAUUGUAAAUAAUAUAAGACAAUAUAAUAAGUAAUAUAAGAUAAUUAUAAUAACAUGAAAAGGAAGAUUCUCUUGAGAACACAAUAAAAUUACAAGAGACAGAGUGGCUGUCCAAUAUUCACCUGAAGGAGAUGAUACCCCAGAACUGCUGGUACACAUUUAAAAGUGAAAAACCUGUCUGUACCUUUCAAGACUGUAAAUUCCUUCAUUGAGAUGGUAGGAGGACUAGCCUGGAGAAGAUUAGAAAGGAGGGGUCAUCGUACUGAGAGGGUUUAUCUGAUCAUGGACUCCAAGUGAUUUGUUUUCUCUCUUAUACCCUUCCCCAACCUAUUCCUGUUUUGUCCUUAAGGAAGGAACUAAAGGUUCCAAAAGCUGGGAACAGUUUUCUCAUUUGUAAUGUCUCUGUCUGCAGUACUGGAAUUUUGCCUCUGAAAUACUGGAAAUUUAUUGUCUCUCUUUGUAGUUUUAUGAGAUUAUGCUAAGGUGAUAGUAGGUCAGGUAUGCUACUUGAUAUAGCUAAUAACAAAAACAGUAACUACUCUUUUCUUUACUCCAUUUUAGAUUCCAGUUUAGUUUUCUACAUCUUUCAUUUUCUGACUUGUCUAUUUUUUGCGAACCCCCUCCCACUUCUCUUACAUACAAUGCACUUAGAUUUUCACUCUUAUUAACUCGUGAACAAUGUUUUAGUAAUAAUCUCUGUCUGGCAUAUUACCCUGGCUUCCACCUUUAAGCUCUCAGGUUUUCAAAUCUCAUCCGGUGUAGUCCCCAACAAUCAGCCUUUCUUUCUCAUCCCGUCCAGUUAGUCUCCCCUGACCCAGGGUUGUAGGUGACUUUUCUGAACUGUACCCCUUUCCCUAAACCUCUCUAGUCCUUUUCCAUCAUGCCUCUUCCUUCCCCUUCAACUCUUCUGCCAGAAGAAGGAGCCACUGGCUCCGAAAGCUUGUAAACGUUAAAUCCUUUUGUAUAUGUUUUCCCCUGCUGCUGCUUGGUGAGUAGAUUUUUUUAAUCUAUCCAUUUAUAUUAUCGACAAAAACAGUGAUUUGUACUAAGAAAUUCAUCAGCACACUUUUACAACUUUACUUUACCACAGUGAAAAAUGUAGGAACAUGCUGAUGUUUUACAUGACUAUCUUAAGGUACUUGGAUUUACGCCACAAUAAUUUGUACUGCACACUCUUGAAUUCUAUAAGCUUCAGUAUGACAUCAUGGAAUGCAAAUAAAGUAAAUGCACCACUUUUUUUUUCUUUUCAGUCACUGAUGUCUGAAAAGGUGAACAUUACAAAUAUUUAUUCAGGAAUUUCAAUGUUUCUAUUCUGUGAUCCAUCCAGCUGAAUUUAUCAUGUUUUGAUCACAAAAUUUAACACUGACACUUUUCUUUAAUUUUGUUACUUUUUACAUAUGUUGCUUGAAAACUCAUUGCAGAUUCUGAACUUCAUGUAGUCAGGUUUCUUCCUGACAGUGAGUUGACUCAAAUCCAUUUAUUAAUGUCCAUAAAAAAUUCAUUAAUAGCACACUUCAAAGUUGCAUUUGAUUUGUCAGUUGUCACAAUGUUUGUAUCAGCAAAUAAAAUAAACUUAAUAUCUCAUAAUGUUAUUAUUGUACUGUCAUUAAUAUAAGUGAGGAAUCUUGUGGGAAUUGACGUGUAAUUAGUUGACAUUCAAAUUGAUGCUUUGUUUCCUGCUGGGAAAAUAUGACUUGAACUACUUCACAGAAUUUCUUGUGACAUUUAUUAAUUUAGCUAAGUGUAUCAAGAUCUAUGCAAUUAAAUGCCUGUGAUAGAUUUCAAAAUAUAUUGGUAGACCGUAAUUUAAGUCCUUUAUGUAUAACCUUCUCUAAAAAUUUUAAGAAUAUUAAUAAAAGUGAAACUUAUCUGGAGGUUGACAGUAUUUCUGAAUUCCCUCUCUUAUACAGUGGCUGAACUUCACAUUAAGUUAGUCCGGAAAGCUCAUAAAAAUAAUUUAUAUGUAGGUAACUAAAGAUAUUACUGAAUAUGUAAAAAUACUAUUUAAUUGAUUUUGUUUAGUCAUAACAUUUUUUAGUAGUUGAUGCCCCACAGCUUGCAGACAUUUGUCAAAAGUUGUGUCAUGCCAAAGUCAGCAGUUUUCAUUUUUACUAAUUAUUGUUAUGCACAAAAAGUUUUUCAGUUAUAGUAUUUU